Molecule: messenger RNA, 1501 nt
Organism: Myxocyprinus asiaticus (Chinese sucker)
Lineage: Eukaryota; Metazoa; Chordata; Actinopteri; Cypriniformes; Catostomidae
Product: RUS family member 1-like
Exons: 15
Coding region: 59-1357 (432 amino acids)
Source: RefSeq, a predicted model, not a curated record
GUGUAAACACGGAAGAGAAAUACUUUGGAAGUGGUGGGCGAUCUUGCUCAACUGAGAGAUGGAGGACCCUGAAAGGGUGAUUGCCACAGAGCAUUACGGCUCUCAGGAGUCAUGGAAAUACCUGUUGAAGGAUGGGAGGAUGAAGAGACAGAAAGAUGCAGAGGACAGCAGACUGGCGGGAAAUUCAAUCUCUGGCGUGUUCAAAAGUGUUUUCCUGCCACAAGGAUAUCCCGAAAGUGUCAGUGGGGAUUACCUACAAUAUCAGAUAUGGGACACUCUGCAGGCAUUUUCCAGCUCUCUCUCUGGCACACUCGCUACUCAGGCUUCACUGAGGGGUGCUGGAGUUGGAAAUCAAGAAGCAACAGUUGCAGCGGCUACAAUAACGUGGAUACUUAGGGAUGGAACAGGGAUGUUGGGAAGAAUACUUUUUGCCUGGCUCAAAGGGAGCAAGUUAGAUUCUGAAGCAAAAAAGUGGAGGCUCUUUGCUGACAUUCUAAAUGACAUUGCUAUGUUCAUGGAGAUCGCAGCCCCCCAUUUCCCUCCUUUCUUCACCCUAAUUGUCUGUUUUGCUGGAAUUUUUAAGUCAAUUGUAGGAGUUGCUGGUGGGGCAACAAGAGCUGCACUGACUGUCCACCAAGCUUGCAGAAACAACAUGGCUGAUAUCUCUGCCAAAGAUGGGAGCCAGGAAACCCUGGUGAACCUGGCUGGGCUGCUGGUCAGCCUGGCUCUCAUCCCACUUGUAACAGAUAACCCUCUGUUGACAUUCAUCCUCUUCUUCUUUUUCACGGUUCUUCACCUGUUUGCCAAUUACAAAGCUGUCCGGUCUGUUGUUAUGGAAACCGUCAAUGAGGCUCGUUUGUCCAUAGUUCUCCAUCAGUACUUGCUUCAUGGACAACUGCUCACUCCAGUGGAGGCAAAUAAGAAGGAGCCUGUGUUCUUGUCAUUUCGAAGGACAGUUCCCAUCAAGUUGGGUGUGAGGCUCGGAGACAUUGUGAAAGAGCCAGGAGAACUGGAGCUGGCGUUGAAGAACAACAGCAAACCAUACCUCAUAGGAAUCAAAAAUGGUACUGUCUGUGUAUGUCUGGGAAGUGACGCAUCUGUGCAUGAUGAAAUAAUGGCAGCAUGUCAAGCCUUGUGCCUCAGUACUGUUCUACACAAUGGUUUCUCUCUGGAUGGUGCCCUCAAACAGCUCUCAAUCACCAGAGACCCAUGGGAAUUAGUGUCACAAAGUCACAAGAUGAUUGAUGAAAUUUUCCAGACAUUUCUAAAAGAACUGAAUAAAGCUAAGUGGCAGACAGACCGGACACUAUUGGAUUGGAAUGAAUGGCGUGUGGAAUGGAGUAAAAAGAGAAGCUGAAGCUGGCUGUUGUGAAAAGGAAUGGAAAAUUGCCUCUUUUUUUUUUUUUUUUUUUUAUAUUUCAUUUUGACAUAUCUGUUUUAAAUGUUUAAAUAACUUGGCAGAGCUUACCAGAAGAGCUAAAAAAUGUACAGGUUUAAAUAA